Messenger RNA from Caenorhabditis elegans, 1847 nucleotides. RefSeq names its product Propionyl-CoA carboxylase beta chain, mitochondrial (gene pccb-1). NCBI's taxonomy places the organism in Eukaryota, Metazoa, Nematoda, Chromadorea, Rhabditida, Rhabditidae. The record is from RefSeq and is marked reviewed. The transcript is spliced from 4 exons. Gene Ontology annotation, biological process: fatty acid catabolic process. Gene Ontology annotation, molecular function: propionyl-CoA carboxylase activity; ligase activity. Bases 11 to 1621 code for a protein of 536 amino acids.
AGCUUUGGGUAUGUUGUCCCGAUUUGCCCGUCAACUGGCGCUGCCAGUUUUCAACGGAGUUCUUCAUCCAACUCGAGCCACCAGUUCGAUCGCUCAUACCAUCAAGGUUGCCCAUAAGAUCGAUGAGACCAGAGAGAAAGCUCUUCUCGGAGGUGGAAAGAAGCGCGUCGACGCUCAACAUGCUCGCGGAAAGCUAACAGCUCGCGAACGCAUUGAUCUUCUUUUGGAUAGAAACACCUUCAGGGAGUAUGACAUGUUUGCCGAGCACACCUGCAACGACUUCGGUAUGCAGAAAGAGAAAUAUCCUGGAGAUUCGGUUGUCACUGGACGUGGAGAAAUCAACGGACGUACCGUCUUUGUUUUCUCCCAAGACUUCACUGUUUUCGGAGGAUCUCUGUCAUCCAUUCACGCCAAAAAGAUCGUCAAGAUCAUGAGAGAGGCCAUGCUUGUCGGAGCCCCAGUCAUCGGACUCAAUGACUCCGGAGGUGCCCGUAUCCAGGAAGGAGUUGAGUCGCUUGCUGGGUAUGCCGAUAUCUUCCAAGAGAACGUGAUGGCUUCUGGUGUCGUUCCUCAAAUCUCUAUGAUUAUGGGACCAUGUGCUGGAGGAGCCGUCUACUCGCCAGCUCUAACCGACUUCACUUUCAUGGUUCGUGAUACCUCCUAUUUGUUCAUCACUGGCCCAGAUGUUGUCAAAGCUGUUACCAACGAGGAGGUCACCCAGGAGGAACUUGGAGGAGCUAAGACUCACACUGUCACCUCUGGAGUCGCUCACGGUGCUUUCGACAACGAUGUUGAUGCGCUCAUGAGCCUCAGAGAGCUUUUCAACUAUCUUCCACUCUCCAACACUGAUGCUGCUCCAAUCCGUGCUGCUGAGGAUCCAUGGGACAGAGCUGUUCCAUCUUUGGAUACUGUUGUUCCAUUGGAAAGCACUGCUGCCUACAACAUGAAGGACGUUGUUCACGCUCUUGUCGACGAGGGAGAUUUCUUCGAGAUUAUGCCAGACUACGCCAAGAACUUGGUCAUUGGAUUCGCCAGAAUGAACGGACGCACUGUCGGAAUUGUUGGAAACAAUCCAAAGUUUGCUGCUGGAUGCCUUGAUAUCAACUCUUCCGUGAAAGGAGCUCGUUUCGUCCGAUUCUGCGAUGCUUUCAACAUCCCAAUCAUCACUUUGGUUGACGUUCCCGGUUUCUUGCCAGGAACUGCCCAAGAGUACGGAGGUAUCAUCCGUCACGGAGCCAAACUUCUCUACGCUUUUGCCGAGGCCACCGUUCCAAAGAUUACCAUCAUUACUCGCAAAGCCUUCGGAGGAGCUUACGAUGUCAUGUCAUCAAAGCAUCUUCGUGGAGACAUCAACUACGCCUGGCCAACUGCUGAGGUUGCUGUGAUGGGAGCCAAGGGUGCAGUCUCCAUUCUUUUCCGUAAUGAUAAGGAGCACGCCGUUCAACACGAGGAGGAAUACACUGAGCUGUUCAGCAACCCGUUCCCAGCCGCUGUCAGAGGAUUCGUCGACGACAUUAUCAUUCCAUCAGAGACCAGAAAGAAGGUGUGCGAGGAUUUGAACAUGCUUGAAAGCAAGAAGUUGAAGAACCCAUGGAAGAAGCACGGAAACAUUCCACUCUAAAUUUCCAGCACUACCCACUCCGCCUUAAUCCAUACUAUUAUGUUGCCAUUUCACCGGCCUGCUCGGUAUUUGACGUGUUUACUUGUGAAUUUUCAUCCCACAUACAAAAUGCGCCAUUUGCGUAUUCCAAUUGUUCGAGUAUUAUUUCCUUUUUCCGUUUUUUUGUUUUGUAAAGUCAUAAUUGAAAAUUGUAUUUAUUACUGUUCUCAGAUAAAUAGUAGAUUUU